Staurois parvus is the source of this 330-nucleotide messenger RNA. The record is from the annotation of a GenBank genome assembly. NCBI's taxonomy places the organism in Eukaryota, Metazoa, Chordata, Amphibia, Anura, Ranidae.
AUUAGCUCUAUGGUCAGCUGGUAGAAACACUGGCUGCAUUCUCAGGUUCCCCCGAUGGCACACGACUGCCUGAGAAGGCCGUGGAAAGCAGCGGGGGAGGGGGGGCAUCAUCUCCGGCUGCUUGUAAAAGCAAUCCUGCAGCUAAUUAGCCACUAGGAUUGCUUUUACAUGAAAGCCGGUCACUGGCUGAAAAAAAUGAAAGCCGACUGCCAGCUGAAAAAAAAGCUGCAGGCAUCAUCCCAGUAUAACCACUCAAAAUCCAGCAACAUAUCAGUAUAUUGCUGGUCCAUGUUGGACAUAUAUGUAACAGCAGAGAACAUGGGCAUAAUA